Molecule: messenger RNA, 2810 nt
Organism: Odobenus rosmarus divergens (Pacific walrus)
Lineage: Eukaryota; Metazoa; Chordata; Mammalia; Carnivora; Odobenidae
Gene: PML
Product: promyelocytic leukemia
Exons: 10
Coding region: 24-2810 (928 amino acids)
Biological process (GO): positive regulation of DNA-templated transcription; intrinsic apoptotic signaling pathway in response to DNA damage; PML body organization
Cellular component (GO): PML body; nucleoplasm; chromatin
Molecular function (GO): zinc ion binding; ubiquitin-protein transferase activity
Source: RefSeq, a predicted model, not a curated record
GAAUCGAAACUGUGCUGUGAUCCAUGCAGCAGGAACCUGAGCCCGCCCGAUCUUCGGGUCCCCAGCAAGACCCCGCACUGCCCCAUACGCCCACCAUGCCUCCCCCGGAGCCCGUCUCCGAAGGCCAUCAGCCCAGCCCCAGCCACAGCCCUGCGGAGCAAGCCAUGGAGGAGGAGUUCCAGUUCCUGCGCUGCCAGGGCUGCCAGGUAGAAGCCAAGUGCCCCAAGCUGCUGCCUUGUCUGCACACGCUGUGCUCAGGAUGCCUGGAGGUGCCGGGCAUGCGGUGCCCGAUCUGCCAGGCGCCCGGGCCCCUAGGCGCUGACUCGCUCGCCCUGGAUAACGUCUUCUUCGAGAGUCUACAGCGGCGCCUGUCAGUGUACAGGCAGAUCGUGGACGCGCAGGCCGUUUGCGCCCGCUGCAAAGAACCUGCGGACUUCUGGUGUUUCGAGUGCGAGCAGCUCCUCUGUGCCAAGUGCUUCGAGGCGCACCAGUGGUUCCUCAAGCACGAGGCCCGGCCCCUGGCGGAGCUCCGCGGCCAGUCAGUGCGGGAAUUCCUAGACGGCACGCGCAAGUCCAACAACAUCUUCUGCUCCAACCCCAACCACCGCACCCCUAUGCUGACGAGCAUCUACUGCCGAGGCUGCUCCAAACCACUGUGCUGCUCGUGCGCGCUCCUGGAUAGCGGCCACAGCGAGCUCAAGUGCGACAUCAGCACCGAGAUCCAGCAGCGGCAGGAAGAGCUGGACGUCAUGGCGCAGGCGCUGCAGGAGCAGGACCGCGCCUUCGGGGCGGCGCAGGCGCGCAUGCGCUCAGCCGUCAGCCAGCUGGGCCGCAUGCGCGCAGACACCGAGGAGCUGAUCCACACGCGCGUGCGCCAGCUGGUGGCGCACGUGCUGGCCCAGGAGCAAGUGCUGCUGGAGGGGGUGAACGCGCAGUACCAGCGCACCUAUGAAGAGAUCGCCGGCCAGCUGGGCCGCCUGGAAGCUGUGCUGCAGCGCAUCCGCCUGGGAGGUUCGCUGGUACAGAGGAUGAAGCGCUACGCCUCUGACCAGGAGGUGCUGGACCUGCACGGCUUCCUGCGUGAGGCGCUCAGCCGCCUGCGCCAGGAGGAGCCCCAGAACUUAAAGACCACCGUGCGCACCGACAGCUUCGACGAAUUCAAAGUGCGCCUGCAGGAACUGGUCUCCUGCAUCACUCAGGGGGCAGAUGCAGCUGUACCCAGGCGAGCCAGCCCAGAGGCUACCAGCACUCCUAAGGAUUGUUUUGACAUUGACCCGCCAGAGGAGACGCAGAGGGCUCAGGCACAGGCCCCGGGGCUGGCUGAGACCCAAACUGUGACUUUGGUUCAGCCAGUGCCCGGGGUACACCCAGUGCCGGUUCAUGCCUACUCCAUCAAAGACUCCUCCUGCAGAGAGGAGGUCUGCAACACAGUCCUGCCCCAGAAGAGGAAGUCCUGCCAGACUGAGUGCCCCAGGAAGGCCAUCAAGAUGGAGUCUGAGGAGGAGAGGGAGACACGGUUGGCCCGGAGCUCCCCCGAACAACCCAGGCCCAGCACCUCCAAGGCAGUCUCGCCACCCCACCUGGAUGGGCCCUCCAGCCCUGAAAGCCCCAUCUUGGGAGGCGAGGUCUUUCUGCCCAACAGCAACCACACAGCCGGCAACCCUGGGGAGGCAGAGGAACGCGUCGUGGUGAUCAGCAGCUCAGAAGACUCAGAUGCUGAAAACUCGUCCUCCCGAGAGCUGGAUGACAGCAGCAGCGAGUCCAGUGACCUCCAGCUGGAGGGCCCCAGCUCCCUCAGGGUCCUGGACGAGAGCCUCGCCGACCCCCAAGCAGAAGACAGGCCCCUGGUUUUCUUUGACCUCAAGAUUGACAGUGAAACCCAGAAGAUUAGCCAGCUGGCGGCCGUGAACCGGGAGAGUGAGUUCCGCGUGCUCAUCCAGCCUGAAGCCUUCUUCAGCAUGUAUUCCAAGGCCGUCUCCCUGGAGGUGGGGCUGCAACACUUCCUUGGUUUUCUGGGCUCCAUGCGCCGCCCCAUCCUGGCCUGCUAUAAGCUGUGGGGACCUGGCCUCCCCAACUUCUUCCGGGCCCUGGAAGAUAUGAACAGGCUGUGGGAGUUUCAGGAGGCCAUCUCGGGCUUCCUGGCCACGCUGCCCCUCAUCCGGGAGCGGGUGCCCGGGGCCAGCAGCUUCAAGCUCAAGAGCCUGGCCAAGACCUACCUGGCGAGAAACAUGAGUGAACGCAGCGCCCUGGCCGCCGUGCUGGCCAUGCGAGACCUGUGCCGGCUCCUCGAGGUCUCCCCAGGCCCCCCACUAGCUCAGCACGUCUACUCCUUCAGCAGCCUGCAGUGCUUCGCGUCCCUGCAGCCGCUGGUGCGGGCGGCCGUCCUGCCCCGCGCCCAGGCCCGCCUGCUGGCCUUCCACAACGUGAGCUUCGCUGAGCUGCUGGCCGCACACCGCCGUGACCCGCAGCAGGGCCUGCGGAAGUACAGCCGCUACCUGAGCCUGCCCCCCGCCUCGUCGCCCCCCACCCAGCGCGCUGGCCACCUGCAGGCUCUGAGCACCUACUUCAGAGGCCUGUCGGAGGAGCCCGUCUCCGCCCGGGCAGAAGGCAUCGCCAACCCUGUCGCUGGCCACAGCUUGGCAGACAGGGCUUGUGUCCACCCCACAGCCCACGUGUCCCCAACCCCUGUGCCUACAGGGGUGGUGCUGGAGCUGCUCUCAGACUCAGCCGAGCUGGAGCGGCUCUCAGACUCAGCCAGCAGGGGGCGCUGCAGCCCCGCCUGGCCCUGCGAUAAGGCGCAGCUCCAGUAG